CUGUGUAGUUGCCAAUGUGAAAGAUGGCGGACCGGCUGACUCAGUUGCAGGAUGCGCUGAAUUCGCUCGCCGAUCAGUUCUGCAAUGCCAUCGGUGUGCUGCAACAGUGCGCCCCUCCUGCAUCAUUCAACAACAUCCAGACGACCAUUAACAAGGAUCAGCCACCCAACCCCACAGAAGAGUACGCCCAGCUGUUUGCAGCUCUCAUUGCCCGGACAGCAAAAGACAUUGAUGUUCUAAUUGAUUCCCUGCCCAGUGAGGAAUCCACAGCUGCAUUACAGGCUGCCAGUCUGUAUCAGCUAGAAGAGGAGAACCAUGCUGCCGCAGCUCGUCUGGAGGAGGUGGUCUACCGAGGGGACAUGUUGCUGGAAAAGAUCCAAUCUGCCCUGGCUGAUAUUGCUCAGUCCCAGCUGAAGACCAGGAGCUGCAUCCUCCCUCAGCCACUUACAGAGAGCUAACACUAGAGGGCAGUGUUCCUCCUUCCUCCUGAGAACUGAUCCUAGACGAU
Molecule: messenger RNA, 508 nt
Organism: Nanorana parkeri
Lineage: Eukaryota; Metazoa; Chordata; Amphibia; Anura; Dicroglossidae
Gene: MED21
Product: mediator complex subunit 21
Exons: 4
Coding region: 24-458 (144 amino acids)
Biological process (GO): regulation of transcription by RNA polymerase II
Cellular component (GO): mediator complex
Molecular function (GO): transcription coregulator activity
Source: RefSeq, a predicted model, not a curated record